Calypte anna (Anna's hummingbird) is the source of this 1818-nucleotide messenger RNA. RefSeq names its product ceramide synthase 1 (gene CERS1). The record is from RefSeq and is a predicted model, not a curated record. Gene Ontology annotation, biological process: ceramide biosynthetic process. Lineage: Eukaryota; Metazoa; Chordata; Aves; Apodiformes; Trochilidae. The transcript has 7 exons. The coding region runs from base 48 to 1115 and encodes 355 amino acids. Gene Ontology annotation, cellular component: membrane. Gene Ontology annotation, molecular function: sphingosine N-acyltransferase activity.
GAGCCUGCGCGGACCCGGCGGGCCAUGGGCGGGCAGCGCUGAGCGCCAUGCAGGCUCCCGAACCCAUGCCCGGGUACGGGCAGCUGCUCCGGAGGGGCUACGGGAGCUUGGCCGGGGCCGUGCGGGGCUGCGGGGAUUGCGGGUGGGAAUUGGCCCGCAGGACCUGGACGGAAAACGCUCACCUGAGCUGGGGAGAGGUUCUGCUCUGCGGGUUCUGCGCCCUGGGUUGGACCUUGCUGCGCCGAGCAGCCGCCCGCAACCUCUUUCGGCCCUUUGGGGAAUGGUGCAACUUGCAGCCCAAAGAUGCUGCCAAGAUGCCAGAGAGUGCCUGGAAGCUGCUUUUCUACACAUUCUCCUGGUCUUAUGGCCUCUACCUGCUCUUCUUCACCGAUUACCCCUUCUUCUACGACCCCCCCUCUGUGUUUUAUGACUGGAAGAAGGGCAUGGAGGUACCCACAGACAUUGCCAUUGCUUACCUGCUGCAGUGCAGCUUCUAUGGCCACUCCAUCUAUGCCACUGCCUACAUGGACACCUGGCGCAAGGACUCGGUGGUGAUGCUGCUGCACCAUGUGGUGACCCUGACCCUCAUUGCCCUCUCCUACGCCUUCAGGUACCACAACGUGGGCAUCCUUGUCCUCUUCCUACACGAUGUCAAUGAUGUGCAGCUGGAAUUCACCAAGCUCAAUGUUUACUUCAAGCACCGGGGGGGAGUUUAUCACCGCCUCAACGAUGUCAUCUCCAACAUUGGCUGCCUCACCUUCAGCAUCAGCUGGUUCUGGUUCCGUCUCUACUGGUUCCCCCUCAAGGUUCUCUACACCACUUGUCACUCCAGCCUCCAGUCGGUCCCCAACAUCCCCUUCUACUUCUUCUUCAACGCUCUGCUCCUCAUCCUCACCCUGAUGAACAUCUACUGGUUCCUGUACAUCAUCCUCUUCGUGGGGAAGGUGCUGCUGGGGCAGGUGCAGGAGGUGAAUGAUGUGCGUGAGUACGACGUGGAGGAGAGCAGGAAACCCCCCCUGGGCAAGGAGAAAGAAGCUGAAGCCUUUCAAGUGCCCCCUGCUCUGAAAGAAGGGCUGCACCUGAAGAAUGGACUUGUCAAGGACAAGAGGUUGUGAGGACAGUGUGGCUGCAGCAGCCUGGGUGGCCUGGCUGGAUCUGGGGACUGACCCAGGACCUGAUGCUCAAACCCAGCAGAUGAAAGGCACAAGGAGAGAACUUGAUCCCUGAGAACCCCUUCAUCCCCUGCCUGGAGCUGGGGAAGUGAUGCCACUGACAGGAUGGGGCCCUCCUGGGGGGUUUUCCUCUGCCCAGCCUGAUGCUGAGGUGCUUUCUGUAGCCAGUCCAUGCUGGUUCAGUUGGGAAGUUGGUGGUUUUGCUGGUCCAGGUAGGAUUUGGAGCUGGCUUUAGGUCCCCUGGUGUUCCUCCUGUCCCUCCAUCCCUUGGUGUUCUCUGUCCCUUUGUGAUUUCCCAUCUCUUGGACCCUCCCAGCAGCCCUGAAGGGGCUCUGACCCAGCAUCAAACUGGGGAGGGGAGGGAAAUGUCCUCUCCUGCACUGGCAUCACUGGCCCAGGCAAGGGGAGCCCAAUUCCAGCUCUUGUUGAGCUGAGCAGAGGCUCAGGAGGUGAUGCUGUCCCCUCUGAGCCCCCUCCCCAGAGCUGCCCCCCUGUUCCUGGGAGCACAGCACAAUUCCUGGGAACAGGGCAGCCUGGAAACCCAACCCUGGAGGAUGAUUCCAGCUCCCUGUCCUGCCAGGGGAGGGCCAGGAGAUGUCAUUUGUGUCCAAAAGCCAAUGUAAAUCUGAUCAUUGCUUAAAAAAAA